This is a messenger RNA of Cucurbita moschata (crookneck pumpkin), 1245 nucleotides long. RefSeq names its product peroxidase 51-like. Lineage: Eukaryota; Viridiplantae; Streptophyta; Magnoliopsida; Cucurbitales; Cucurbitaceae. Gene Ontology annotation, biological process: hydrogen peroxide catabolic process; response to oxidative stress. The transcript has 4 exons. Gene Ontology annotation, molecular function: peroxidase activity; heme binding. The coding region runs from base 56 to 1042 and encodes 328 amino acids. The record is from RefSeq and is a predicted model, not a curated record.
CAUUAAUGCCGCUCAUCCUCUGUUCUUCCCUUUAUUGAUCUUUCUUUUUGCUCAAAUGGGUCGCUUUAAUCUUCUUGUUGCGCUGUCUCUUCUUUCCCUCUUCGUCUUCCCUUCUCCCUCUGUCGCCCAACUCCGACAAAACUUCUACGCCGACAUUUGCCCAAAUGUCGAAACCAUUGUCCGCAACGAAGUCACUAAAAAAUUUCAGCAGACUUUCGUUACUGUUCCUGCCACUCUCCGUCUCUUCUUUCAUGAUUGCUUCGUUCAGGGAUGUGAUGCCUCAGUGAUCAUUGCUUCCACCGCAUCCAACAAGGCGGAGAAGGAUCAUCCCGAUAACCUGUCGUUGGCCGGAGAUGGAUUCGACACUGUCAUCAAAGCUAAAACCGCUGUCGACGCCAUCCCUCAGUCCCGAAACAGAGUCUCCUGCGCCGAUAUUCUUACUAUGGCCACUCGGGACGUCAUAAAACUGUCGGGCGGACCGUCGUACGCGGUGGAGCUGGGAAGAUUAGACGGGCUAGUUUCUAAAGCCUCCGACGUGGACGGUAGACUCCCAGGGCCAACAUUUAAUCUCAACCAGCUCAAUUCUCUGUUUGCUGCUAAUGGGCUUUCGCAACAAGACAUGAUCGCACUAUCAGCGGCUCACACGCUUGGAUUCUCGCACUGCGGGAAGUUCGCAAAUCGAAUUUACAGUUUUGCCCCGGGGAAUCCAGUGGACCCUACACUAAACAAAACCUACGCAACUCAGCUACAACAAAUGUGCCCGAAGAAUGUGGACCCCAGAGUGGCGAUCAACAUGGACCCAAUCACGCCUAGAACAUUCGACAACAUAUACUUCAAGAACCUCCAGCAGGGAAUGGGUCUGUUCACGUCGGACCAGGUUUUGUUCACGGACACGAGAUCCCGACCCACGGUGGACGCAUGGGCCGGCGAUUCCCAGGCCUUUAAUAAGGCGUUUGUUGACGCCAUGACGAAGCUGGGGCGGGUGGGCGUGAAGAGCGGUAGAAACGGGAACAUCCGACGCGACUGCGGUGCUUUCAACUGAAACGACAAAUAGCCUCACCUCGUAUUACAUUAACGACGUGUGUAUAGCGGAUUCGACACGACAGGAUGAGCUGAUUGGCGGCGGAAUUGAGAAUGAGUUAAUAAAAUGAGGGAUUUGUUUUACUUUCAUUGCGAAUGUAAUUAGGAUUUAAUUUUAAUAAAGUAGUAAUACACAGCUGUGUCCAACACACAUGUUUAAGCAAA